CACCGUGCCCAGCCUAAUUUUUUUUAAGAACUAGAGAACUAUUUUUGUAAACUAACUUUGCCAAUUUCUAGCCCUACCAUAGUGCACAGCACUAAUUUUCACUGUACAAUAUAUGGUAUGCCCCAACAUGUAAGAAAUGAUAACAGUAACACAUAAAGAUUAAUAUAAAACAAGACUGUCAUUGUUGCUAUCAUCUUUGUCAAAUUCUCUAAACAAUCUAAGAGUAUAUUUUUAUAUAAAUGUGCUUAGCAACAUAGCUGGAAAAAGCAUUAUUAGUUACAUGUAUUAGUAACAAAGACAUACAUUUUAAGGGGUAAAAACACUUGUACUAAAAACACAAUGUCAGAAUUAAUAUAAAAAUUCUGCUGGUCACAUUUGACUAUUUAAUUGCCUGGGGCAGUGUUUUGUAGACAAAUGAGCACCUAUGGAGCACCUGAAGUUGGGGGGAAUCAAUGAAACUUGAGUUUCAAAGUUAUCUGGGUUUAAAGUGUGAAACUUUGUUGGAGGACACACACCUUGUGUGAGCGAGAUGCCUCUGUGUGUGUGGAUGUGUUGGAGGUACAGCAUAAUGGUGGCUUCCUCCAGAAAGGGACAUUUGGGGUGGCUUCAUUCCAUCUAGACAACACAGCCUGAGGUGACAUGGCCAUGAAUGGAGGUGCAAUGGACAGUAGCUGAGAGGAUCAGUCCUGACAAGGGCCAAGGUGAAAAACCUGGGAGCCCCUUCACGUGCAAAGUCUUCAGGUGAAAAUGGAGGUGGUUGCAGGAAAUACUGAGAUAGAUCAGCAAUGCACGGGGGAGAUAGUUUUUGGCCCUGCGGAGCGAGAAGUGUGGAUUCUCAAGUUUUCUCCUGACUCCAUUAAUUUCUCUUCCAAUGCAGAGUUCUUCAAUAACAGAAUUCCCAACCUCCCUGAGAGACUAGAGGAGCUUCGGCCCACUCUUGAAGCCUCUGAGGAGUCCCCAGCUCACGACGGCAGAGGAGAUGCAGAGAGGCCGGUCGACGUGUGGGUGAAGCCGGUGGUCCCUCUGAGGUGUGAUUCUAUUCCCCUUGAGGAUGCUGACAAAGACAUUGCUAAUGAAGAUGCUGUGGAAGGUAUCACCAAUGAAGAAGCUGUGAAAGACAUUACUAACGAGUGUGUUCUAGAAGACAUCACUAGCGAGGAUGAUGUGGAAGAUCUUGUAGAAGACAUCACUAAUAAAGACGCCAGAGAAGAUAUCUCUGAAAAAGAAGAUGCCCACACACCGUAUGUCUUGGAGACUGAUUUGGUUCUUGAGAGCCUGUCCGAGGACGACUUUUCAGAUUAAAGGGAUCUCCCGGGGUGAGUGACGGAGGCGGGAUCGGACCUGGCAGUCUGACGGCAGC
Molecule: messenger RNA, 1360 nt
Organism: Saimiri boliviensis boliviensis (Bolivian squirrel monkey)
Lineage: Eukaryota; Metazoa; Chordata; Mammalia; Primates; Cebidae
Source: RefSeq, a predicted model, not a curated record